Saprolegnia diclina VS20 is the source of this 2426-nucleotide messenger RNA. Its product is annotated as ATP-dependent Clp protease ATP-binding subunit ClpB. The transcript has 2 exons. Bases 1 to 2325 code for a protein of 774 amino acids. Gene Ontology annotation, cellular component: cytoplasm. The record is from RefSeq and is a predicted model, not a curated record. Gene Ontology annotation, molecular function: ATP binding; ATP hydrolysis activity. Gene Ontology annotation, biological process: cellular response to heat. Lineage: Eukaryota; Oomycota; Saprolegniomycetes; Saprolegniales; Saprolegniaceae.
AUGAGCCUCAACCCGACCGAAUUCACCGACAAGACCAACGCGUACCUCAAGGACGCCGAGGCGUAUGCGGAAGAGCAUGGCCACGCCCAAGUCACGCCCAUGCACGUCGCGUACGCUCUCUUCAACGACAGCGACAGCCUUGCCCGACGCGUAGCCGAGAAGGCGCAGGCCGACGCCACUGCGAUCCUCAACGAUAUCACGACGCAUCUUCAGAAGCUCCCGACACAGUCGCCGGCGCCCGAUCACAUUAGCAUCGACUCGGCACUGACCAAGGUUCUCAAGGCCGCCGUCAAGCAGCGCAAGGACAAGGGAGACACGCACAUGGCGGUCGACCAUCUCUUGCUCGCGCUCUUUACGUGCCCGGCGGUCGCAGCGCUUUUCCAGCGUCACAAAUUGAGCCAGAGUCAAGUCGGCACGAUCAACGACGGCAUUCGCGGCGGCCGGCCCGUCACGAGCAACACGGCCGAGGGCAACUACGAGGCGCUCGCCAAGUACGGCCAGAACCUCGUGGCGCUGGCGGCCGCGGGCAAGAUCGACCCCGUGAUUGGCCGCGACGAAGAAAUUCGCCGCACCGUGCGCAUUCUUUGCCGACGCACCAAGAACAACCCGGUGCUCAUUGGCGAACCCGGCGUCGGCAAGACGGCGAUCGUCGAAGGCCUCGCCCACCGCAUCGUGAGCGGCGACGUCCCCAACCUCCUGGCGUCGUGCCAGAUCCACUCGCUCGACAUGGGCGCGCUCGUCGCCGGGGCCAAGUACCGCGGCGAGUUUGAAGAGCGGCUCAAAGCCGUGCUCCAGGAAGUGCAGGCGAGCGACGGCAAGGUCAUUUUGUUCAUCGACGAGAUGCACUUGAUUUUGGGCGCCGGUGCGACCAGCGGCGCCAUGGACGCGGCCAACAUGCUCAAGCCAAUGCUCGCGCGCGGCGAGCUGCGCUGCAUUGGUGCUACGACGUUGGAAGAGUACCGCAAGUACGUCGAGAAGGACAAGGCGUUUGAGCGGCGCUUCCAGCAGGUGCUCGUCACCGAGCCGUCGGUGCCCGAGACGGUCAGCAUCCUCCGUGGCCUCAAGGCGCGCAACGAGUCGCACCACGGCGUGCGCAUCACGGACGGCGCGCUCGUCGCCGCGGCCACGCUCGCCGACCGGUACAUUACCCAGCGCUUCAUGCCCGACAAGGCCAUCGACUGCAUCGACGAAGCGUGCGCCAACGUGCGCGUCCAGCUCGACUCGCAGCCCGAAAUCAUCGACGCGCUCGAGCGCAAACAGCUCCAGCUGCAGAUUGAGGCGACUGCGCUCGCCAAGGAGAAGGACACGCGCUCGACAGAUCGUCUCAAGCUCGUGCGCCAAGAGCUGGCGGCCGUCCAUGACGAGCUGCACCCACUCAAACUGCAGCACCAAGCCGAGAAGGCCAAGGUCGAGGAGAUUCGUCGCCUCAAGGACAAGCUCGCGCAGCUCGAGCUCAAGGUCGCCCAGGCCGAGCGCCGACAGGACCUCGCGCAAGUGGCCGACCUCAAAUACUAUGCGAUUCCCGACGUGCACAAGUCGAUCCAGCGCCUCGAAGCGGAGAAGGCCGCGCAGGACGCCGACCCGGCGUUCAGCAGCAACAAGCUCGUGGAGGAGGUUGUUCGCGAAGCCCAGAUUGCGCAGGUCGUGUCGCGCUGGACCGGCAUCCCGCUCGACAAGCUCACAACAAGCACGAGUGACCGCCUUUUGCACCUCGGCGCGCGGCUCCACGAGCGCGUGAUUGGCCAAGACGCUGCUGUCCAGGCGGUCUGCGAUGCCGUGCUGCGGUCGCGCGCGGGCCUGGCGCGCCAGGACCAACCGACAGGCUCGUUUCUCUUUCUCGGGCCCACGGGCGUCGGCAAGACGGAGCUCGCCAAGGCACUCGCGCUCCAGCUCUUUGAUUCGGAGAAGCACAUGGUGCGCAUCGACAUGUCGGAGUUUAUGGAAGAGCACUCGGUCUCGAAGCUGCUCGGCGCGCCGCCCGGCUAUGUGGGCUACGACGACCAGGGCGGCCAGCUCACGGAACCCGUCCGGCGCAACCCGUACAACGUUCUGCAGCUGCGCUCAGCCGAGACGCGGCUCCAGGACGCGCACCAAGUGUCGAUGGACGUGACGACGGCCGCGCUCGACGCCAUCUUGGAUGCGGCGUACGACCCGCAGUACGGCGCCCGCCCGCUCAAGCGCUACAUUGAAAAGCAAGUGGUGACGGCACUGAGUCGCCAGCUCUUGGACGGUUCCCUGCGCGCCAAGGGCCACGUGACCUUGUCGGCCACCGAUGGCGCGCUCACGUUUGAGAUCGACAACCCCGACGUCAACAUGGCCCCGUAACAAGGAUCCUGAAGACCGCCCUUUUGUCCUAUGAACGAUGUACGACUAUAUGUUGAGCUCUUAUAUAAUAAGAAUAAAGAAGUGCGUAUAUACAAUCGAAA